Trematosphaeria pertusa is the source of this 261-nucleotide messenger RNA. RefSeq lists its product as uncharacterized. The record is from RefSeq and is a predicted model, not a curated record. Lineage: Eukaryota; Fungi; Ascomycota; Dothideomycetes; Pleosporales; Trematosphaeriaceae. The transcript has a single exon. The annotation marks the transcript as partial. Gene Ontology annotation, molecular function: RNA-DNA hybrid ribonuclease activity; nucleic acid binding.
UACCUAGGACUGUCCACGACGUCUACAGUGUAUGCAGCGGAACUAUACGGGAUCAGCUUAGCACUGCAGAUAGCGCAAGCAUACGCGAAUGGAGACGGAAGCAGACGCAACGUCGCCAUCUACACAGACAACCAGGCCGCCAUAUGGUCGAUCACCAAAGCGGAAGGACGGACAGGAGCCUACAUCCUCGAGGAGAUCGCACGCCAAAUCCAGGACCUCCAGGACAGAGGACGACCAGUGCAGGUCCGAUGGGUGCCGGCC